GUGGAAUUCUUUUGAUGUGAUCGGACGUAUAUAGAAAUCAACUGCCGACAGAGGCGACAAAUAUCAAAGUUUAUUCAAAAGGCAGUAAUUAUAAACAUUUGCAGCUGACGAGGCACUUCGUCGGGUAAGGCGAUCCUCCUUGAGAAGUGCUGAUUGACACAUCCACUAUUUCAACCGACGCUGCAAACUUUUUAACCAUGAAGACCAUGAACUUCUGGCUCCUUUGCUGCGCACUUUGCGUGGUGACGUCACGUGGAUCCGGAGGACCUGUCCAGGAAACGCUGGACAUAAUCCGGCUGAUCCGGGAGGUGACGAACUCCAUACUCAAGUCGUGGGAUCUGAUCGAAAAGAUCCCGGCGUCGGAGGUCGCCGCCGGAGCAGUGAUCUACGCCAAUCAGCUGCAGAUAUUAAGCAAGCUCGAGGAGUUCACCGGGAACAUCCGGAAUCUGGAGGAGCAGCAGGCGAGGAACACAGUUUUGAUCAUUGAGACUCUGCUACGGGAGUGGCAGGGCAAGGAACAGGUGCUGCACCGGCUUAACCAGUGGAAGGACGUCACCAAGUUCAUAGAUUUUCGAUACAAUCAGCUAAACGAUUACGAACGUAACAAGGAUUCACUGGAGUCCAUCACCCUGAUCAACUUCGCGAAGUGGACCGUUGAUCCCGGCUCCACUUCGCUCGCCUGGCUGUUGCAUGCGCACCACGAUUACCUGUACGCCACUGGUCCGGAACUGGACUACAAGCACUCCUUGCUCUCGAUGCUGACAACCAAUUUUGAUAAGUCCCCUGAGCAAAUAUGCCUGGCCAGACAGUCCGCCCAACAGUUCGCCUACCAGCUCUUCUACAAGGCAACUUUCACGCAGCUGAAGGGCUACAGCCUGAUGGAGAUCUCUUGGAUGCUACUGCGCCAAGCAGGGCGCGGGAACUUCACCGAGGAAAUGCGCUUAAUGCGACGCAACCACCAGAAUCGCAUGCAGAAUGCACAGCAGGUUCUCCAGCUGGUCAUCUCGGACAGCAGUCGGCUUUACUGGCGCUGCGAUCCCGGCAAGAACAAGCAUGUGGAGGGCCAGACCUAUGGCCGUGUAACUCGUCUGCUGCAGGGCUUUGUGGAGAACGAAGUCAACCUGAAUACCGAACAGAGCUGCAUGAACAGCUGCGGAGACUACCAUGACACCCGCUCGAGCGGUUGCUACAAACCGGAGGAGGAGUUCUGUGGCCAGCAGCCCGCCUGCAAGGGAAGGCUCUACAACUGCAACACCAUUGAGUCCGACAUCUCUGUCUGCCCGUCGUCGAACGCGUCCUCUGCCAGACGCUAUGAGUACAUCUCCUUCAAAGAUGAUGGCAACAGUCCGGACUGCGAGUCCCAGGUGAGAAAGCCCUCUUCCUGGUCAAGCUGGAUCUUCUGGCGCUGCCACUACUGUUUCUGCCUCUGCGACGAGCCAUCAACCAACUCUGAUCGCUACUUCAACCUUCGCGACUCCUUGUCGGAUUUCAAGCAGAACAAGGUUGUGACUGGCGUGCGGUUUGUGAAGAGCCAACGUGUCUUCCACUUGCAGCUGCAGUAGGGUGAGCUUCUGCCCAAGGGCGCCAUCAGGAACAGCUCGCUGGAAUGGCUGCCCGUGGAAGAUUACAACGUGACUGAUGUGGACGUGCGCGAUGGCUACGACUACCACACCUUGAGCAUGGAUAGCCGAGCCAUGGACGUGGAUGAGAUUUCAGUGAACUCGACGGACCAGGUGGUCACUGGAUUCCGGUUCCGCGUCUUUAAGCAACACCUGAACCUGGAGGUGCUUUUCAGUUCCUUCAACUUUUCUACCGGCCGCCUAAUCGAACCGCAGACGAAGAGCUUUUGGCUGGGCAACCAGAACUCGCAUCUCGAGGGCCAUCGCAAGCGUUUUAUUCAAUAAGUUUAAUCUUUUUUACAACAGCUAAGACCGCUGCUACCAAAUGUAAUCCCUUAUUAAUAUAUAAACCAUAAUAAAAUAAAAUGCUUUCGAGUUUGGAUUUCGAUCUAGAAA
Drosophila sechellia is the source of this 2015-nucleotide messenger RNA. RefSeq lists its product as uncharacterized. The coding region runs from base 198 to 1562 and encodes 454 amino acids. The record is from RefSeq and is a predicted model, not a curated record. Lineage: Eukaryota; Metazoa; Arthropoda; Insecta; Diptera; Drosophilidae. The transcript has a single exon.